AAUUAAUUCACCCUUGUCGGCUGUCAGCAGUAAAAAUGCUAGCAUCCCGCCAAUCCUGCAGGCAAGGAAAGGAAUCACCGCCUGGCCUCGUGGCUCAGCAUCGGCCCCCUCGCGCGUAUGUGUGACCGCUGCAAGGUGAUCCGCCACGCUGCAGCUCUUCCUUUGCCCUACUCCCUUGACAAAGCCCAACUUCUGGAAAGAGCUUGGGGGCCGGAUUCCUCGAUCGGAACUUGAAGACUUUAAUAUGGACAUGGAUUCCUUUAACCUUUCUUUAUUCUUCCUUCCCCCCUCAUGCCCCUUGCCAGACAGCUUUUCUGGGGCUUGGGAGCCAAUAACUGUCACUGAGUCCCUCAAUGUCUCGUCCUCACGUAUCCUUGGACGAAAAGACCUCCCAUAAUCCUCGACACACACCAUGUUGACCUUCAGAGAUGCUGUUGACAAGUGCACGGGGCUUUCCGGUGAUGGGAAAGACAUUGCCAUCACCUUGGCUUUCUGUCUCUUUCUAGUGGCCAUGACCAUGGGACUUCGAUUUUACACGUUGGUCAUGCGAAGACAGAGCUUCCAAGCGUCGGACUAUCUAGCACUUAUAUCUCUGCUUUUAUACUACUCUAGCGCGGUGACGGUCUUUCUGGCUUUGACCAUCGGUCACAUUGGCUAUCGGACAUCGGAAACGCCAGCUUGGCGGCUCAGCAUCGCCUUCAAGUGCAUCUAUUAUAUCCGACUGGCAUACCUCAUAGGGCUAGGUCUGGUAAAAUGCAGUCUUUUGCAAGCGCUUCAGAAAACCUUCAUCCCUCCGACCAGCUAUUUUCGGUUCGCCGUGUGGACGACAAUGGUAAUAUGUGCCUGUUGGAGCCUGUCAGGGUUUCUUCUCGCAUUUCUGGCCUGCCACCCAUUCAAAUACAAUUGGACUCCGAAUCUUGGAGAAGGUCAUUGCGUGAAUCAAAGCCACGUUCUACUGGGUCUUGGUAUCAUUGAUUCUGUGACGAGCUUCGCCAUCAUGGUUCUGCCAUUGCCGUAUUUGCUCAGAACCAACCCGACGCGGUCUCAGAGGCUGGCAACCGCUGGCGUCUACGGGAUUGGAGUCUUCGCUGUUGCCAUUGCCAUCCUACUGACUGUGGCUCUUUCGAAAACCGACCUGAGCAAUUUCAACGAGGCAGGCAAAAUGGUCGUGGUCUGGUUCACUGUUGAGUGGACAGCAGCAAUCAUCGUGGCCAAUGCAUGCGUCCUUGCACCAGUGUUUGCCUGCCUGGGUCUUUGCCAAUCUCUGCGUGCUGGCGCGAACACCUCGCUCAGCCACCCCAAGGACGGUUCUUAUUUGCUGGGGUCGAUGCGGACUCUGACAACAGGCGGUAGUAGCGCACCACUAAAGCCGAAAGCCACGCUGGCAGAGACAGGCUCGAUUCAGUCGUCGCGAUCGAUGAUGAGAGGGCUUGGGUUCUGUUGGACGGAGGCCACAGGACAAGCACAGCAACCAGGCUCCGUCCUUGCCUUGGAGCCAGGAGAGGUGCGCGUGCAGACAGGAUGGUCUGUAGAAAGGUCACCGGCCAAGACAGAAGCUACUGCAACAACAACGAUAGGAACCUAGACACACAGGGCUCCGAAUCAAUGAAGUCAUGAUCGUCGUUUCCCAAACAAUUCCGACACUUGUGCUACUAGUGCAUAGAUUGUAAGACCGAGGGGGGCGGGGGAGACUGGCGC
Messenger RNA from Aspergillus japonicus CBS 114.51, 1698 nucleotides. RefSeq lists its product as uncharacterized. The coding region runs from base 413 to 1585 and encodes 390 amino acids. The record is from RefSeq and is a predicted model, not a curated record. The transcript has 5 exons. NCBI's taxonomy places the organism in Eukaryota, Fungi, Ascomycota, Eurotiomycetes, Eurotiales, Aspergillaceae.